AAACAAAAACAAGUCGACAACCUUUAAAAUUUUUUAACUUAAUGGAUACGUACUGCCGUGUGUGUAGUGCUAGUGAAUCUUGUAUACUUCAGUCGUUGUUCCAAAUAUGUGAAAGCGAAGAUGAAGUUAUUGCAAAUAUGAUCAUCGAUUGUACAGAAGUUAUGGUAUCCGAUGAUGAUGGGUUGCCCCAGAACAUCUGCAACGAAUGUUUGAUCAAACUUAAAAAUGCAUACCAGCUGCGCAAGCAAUGUCUAAAAUCGGACGCAUUAUUUAGACAAAUAUUGAAAUCCCAAAAAAUUUAUUCCGAUGAAACUGCCGCUUGUUCAAAGGAUGAUUCAAAACAUCACCAAACAGCCAAAUUAGAGACUCAUAGUUUGGCACGAAUAGAUGAUAAAUUAAACCAACUUUUUCUAUGCGAUAGUUGUGGUGUAUUGUCAGACAAUAAUGAAGACAUGCUGAAGCACAUACGCAUCGCUCAUGUUACUUGUGAAACUGCCGAAAAUCUGCUUAUGGAGUAUUCAGGAGAAUCGGACGUGCAGCAAAUCGAGUACCUGGAUGAAGUGGCAGAUGAAUUUAAAAGUAGUGUUACUGGCGACAAUGCACUUUCAUCUCAAAACAUUUAUAUUCCCGAUUUGUUUGUCAAGAAUGUCGAAGAUAUGGGCUGUUAUAAAGUUUAUAAUGUAAUAGGCAAACGUUGUUGUGUAUGCUAUCAACUAUUUGAUAACGCUAGUAACCUUAAACUUCAUUGCGGCCAGCAUCAUUCGAAAAGCAAUACCGGAAGACAAAUUUCAAAAUACAGUUGUAGCAUUUGCUUCACCACAUUUGAAAAUGAUAUUGCUCUUGACAUUCAUUUGCAAAAUAUGAAAUUAGACAACGCACAACUUUACCAUUGUAAAACUUGUGACAUGAUACUAGCAGAGGAAGACCAAUUUAUAGCUCAUGUUAUCUCAAACAAUGACCACGAUACAGCCAUGGCUGCUAUUCAACUACCAGAAAGGUUCUGCGAAGAAACCAUGGAAGAGGAUCAAACAUGCUCUUGUUCUAGGACCAGUAAAACCGAAACGAUCGCGCACAGAGAAAUUGAAAAGCUAUCAACAAACAUAACAAUUAAGUGCAACGAAUGUUGUAAGACCCUAACUUCACGGAAUAUGCAGCACAUUUUAGAUGGAAGUCUUCAAAAAAUAUAUAGAUGCUGUUCAUUAAACUGUAAUUACAGUACCAUCAGUAAAAGAGAAAUACUGGAACAUAUUUCUACAAACGGCAAACACGAUACGCCUGAAAAACGUACUAAAAAGUUAACGCAAUCAAUUUCUUGUUGUGUCUCACGUUGCUAUCAAAAAUUCAGUACCUAUAAAGCUCUAAAACACCAUUCUGAAACGAUACACAAGCUCUCACGCAUUAAGCAUACCCAAGAGCGAACACACAGUAAUUUAAUCUGCGAAAUAUGUCUCAGAGGGUUUCCGCACGAGCAAGCAUACAUGCGACAUCGCGUAGCAGAUCGGCAGCAGAAACACAUAUGUCUGUCUUGUGGAGCGCGGUAUGUUUCAAAGUCGAAUCUAAUUCAGCAUGAGCAAAGCCAAUGCGGUAAGUUGGCUACGUUUGCUUGUUCACAGUGUGAUAAAUGCUUUUUCACUGCUGGAGGCCUGAAGAAUCACGAAAAACUGCAUAACAACAAGCGAUCUUACGUUUGCAAUCAAUGCGGUAGAUCAUUUCUACGCAAAGGUGUGCUUAAGGAGCAUGUCAAUACGGUUCAUUCCGAUGUACGUUUAUUCAAGUGUACACUAUGCCCAAAGUCGUUUUCCAGCAAGAAUGUUUUCCUGUCGCACCGUUUAACACACACUAAGGAAAAACCAUUCCAGUGCCGCUAUUGCGAGAAGCGAUAUCGCAAAACCAGUGAUCGCACGUUGCAUGAGAAUCAAAUCCAUUUAGGUAUUAGGCCAUUCCAGUGUCACUUUUGUUCAGCUGCAUUCAUUCGGGAUCGUGAAAGAAGACUUCACGAACGUACGCACACCAAGGCGAAACUUUACACUUGCGAAGAUUGUGGCGAAGGUUAUGAUAAGUUUGCUGAGUUCAAGCAGCACCGUCAGCAACACCAUGGUAAAGAAACUCUACGUGAAGUUGGCCGCACAGAAAGGGCAUUAAUUUACAAUUGAAAUAAAAAUAAAAUGCAAUCGAUUUCAAGUUUAUUUU
Wyeomyia smithii (pitcher-plant mosquito) is the source of this 2190-nucleotide messenger RNA. Its product is annotated as oocyte zinc finger protein XlCOF6-like. Lineage: Eukaryota; Metazoa; Arthropoda; Insecta; Diptera; Culicidae. Gene Ontology annotation, cellular component: nucleus. The record is from RefSeq and is a predicted model, not a curated record. Gene Ontology annotation, molecular function: zinc ion binding; RNA polymerase II transcription regulatory region sequence-specific DNA binding; DNA-binding transcription factor activity, RNA polymerase II-specific. The transcript has 2 exons. The coding region runs from base 42 to 2153 and encodes 703 amino acids. Gene Ontology annotation, biological process: regulation of transcription by RNA polymerase II.